This is a messenger RNA of Hibiscus syriacus, 4638 nucleotides long. RefSeq lists its product as uncharacterized. The record is from RefSeq and is a predicted model, not a curated record. NCBI's taxonomy places the organism in Eukaryota, Viridiplantae, Streptophyta, Magnoliopsida, Malvales, Malvaceae. Gene Ontology annotation, biological process: DNA integration. Gene Ontology annotation, molecular function: RNA-DNA hybrid ribonuclease activity; nucleic acid binding.
AAUGAAGUACAAGCUAUGAAAGAAGAUACCAGCUUGUAUGGUCUCGACGCUAAGGAACUGAGUUUAGUUCCUGAUCUGGUCCUACCUCCCAAGUUCAAAACUCCUGACUUCGAGAAAUACGACGGUACCCAAUGCCCUUCUGCCCAUAUCACAAUGUUCUGCAGGAAAAUGACUGGUUACGUAGGGGACGACCAGCUGUUGAUCCACUGUUUCCAGGAAAGCUUAGUAGGCUCAGCAUUGCGAUGGUAUAAUCAACUAAGGAGAGUUGAUGUCAGGACAUGGAAAGACCUGGCCAAAUCUUUUCUCGACCAGUAUAAACAUGUGAAGGACGUCAGGCCUAACAGAAUGGUGCUGCAAGCAAUGGAGAAGAAGCAUAGUGAAAAUUUCAGACAAUAUGCUCAGAGGUGGAGAGAGAUAGCAGUACAAGUCCACCCACCGUUGGUAGAGGAAGAAACGAACCUACUUUUUGUUAAUACCUUGAAGGCUCCAUUUUUCUCACAUUUUGUUGGUAAUCCUUCUCGAAGUUUUGCUGAUAUAGUUAUGGCGGGAGAAAUGAUUGAAAUGGCGAUCAAAAGCGGGAAGCUUGAGGGAGGAGAUUCCAGCAAGAAAUUAAAAUUUCUGAAACAUAGUGAAUACAGUAUUGUUGAGCAAUUGCACAAGCUGCCUGCCCGUAUUUCUGUCCUAUCACUUCUUCUGAGUUCAGAGGCUCAUCGCAACGCCCUGUUAAAAGUUUUAAACCAAACAUUUGUCCCGAAGGAGAUACCCACAGAAAAGCUGGACCGACUAGUUGCCAACAUCCAGGCCGAUAAUUUUUUAUCUUUUUCUGAGGACGAGAUCCCUUCUGGGAUGAUUGGCAAUCAUAAGGCCCUACACAUCACAGUUAGGUGCAAAGGGCAUGUUCUAUCCAGAGUACUGAUAGAUAACGGUUCGGCGUUAAAUGUGAUGCCCUUGGUGACCCUGAAAAAAUUGCCAGUGGACAGCACCCUGAUGAGAAGCUGUCAAAGUGUGGUUCGAGCUUUUGAUGGAACGAAGAGAGAAGUUCUAGGCAAGAUUGAUAUCCCUUUGACUAUUGGCCCGGCGAUAUACGAAGUGGAGUUUCUUGUGAUGGACAUCAUGCCUACAUACAACUGUUUAUUGGGAAGGCCCUGGAUUCAUCAGGCCGGUGCGGUUCCGUCAACGUUGCACCAAAGGAUAAAAUUUGCAAUGGAUGGGAGGCUUAUAUGCAUUCAUGCUGAGGAAGACAUUAUUGCUUCGGUUUCUACUACUGCUCCAUACGUUGAAGAGGGAUGUGAACCACCCUCAGAAUUACUAAAGAUGGUGGAACAGGAAGAUGAGCAGAUCCUGCCUCACGAAGAGCUUACAGAGAUCUUGAACCUGGGUACAGAUGAGGAUAGAAAGGAAAUAAAGAUUGGUACCACCCUGUCUACUGAAGGGAGGCAAAGCUUGAUAGAAUUACUUCAGGAGUUCAAGGAUGUAUUUGCUUGGUCAUACGAGGACAUGCCAGGGCUGGAUACAGAAUUGGUUGUCCAUAAAUUACCAAUAAAGCCUGAUUGCAAGCCCGUACAACAGAAACUGAGAAGAAUGAGACCCGAGAUGCUGCUCAAGAUUAAAGAAGAAGUGAAGAAACAAUUUGACGCUGGGUUUCUCACUGUGGCCAAAUAUCCUGAGUGGGUAGCAAAUAUUGUCCCAGUACCAAAGAAGGAUGGGAAAGUACGAAUGUGUGUCGACUAUAGAGAUCUGAAUAGAGCUAGUCCAAAGGAUAAUUUUCCUUUGCCACAUAUAGAUACGUUAGUGGACAAUACUGCUGGAAAUUCCUUAUUCUCAUUUAUGGAUGGUUUCUCCGGCUAUAAUCAAAUUAAAAUGUACCCUGAAGAUAUGGAGAAAACAACGUUUAUCACUAUGUGGGGGACGUUUUGCUAUAAAGUCAUGCCGUUUGGAUUAAAGAAUGCAGGGGCAACCUAUCAGAGGGCCAUGGUGACGUUGUUUCAUGACAUGAUGCAUAAAGAAAUUGAAGUCUAUGUCGAUGAUAUGAUUGUCAAAGCCAAGACGGAGGAGGAACAUGUCGAGAAUUUGAGGAAGCUCUUUCAAAGAUUAAAGAAGUGCCAACUAAAACUUAACCCAAAUAAGUGUACUUUUGGGGUGACAUCGGGAAAACUGUUGGGAUUCGUAGUAAGCCGGAAGGGAAUCGAAAUAGAUCCCGACAAAGUAAAAGCCAUUCAAGAUUUGCCAGCCCCAAAAACACAGAAAGAGGUUCGAGGAUUUUUGGGGAGAUUAAAUUACAUCGCUCGGUUUAUCUCGCAGCUGACCGAAAGAUGUGAUCCCAUAUUCCGCCUUCUUCGUAAGAAUGAUUCGGGAGAAUGGAGUGAAGAUUGCAGAGAGGCUUUUGAGGCAGUAAAGAGAUAUCUUUCGAAUACUCCGAUCCUAGCGCCACCUAUCCCAGGAAAGCCUUUAAUUAUGUACUUGUCCGUUUAUGACAAUUCAAUGGGAUGUGUGUUGGGGCAACAUGAUCAAACUGAGAAGAGGGAGAGGGCUAUCUACUAUCUCAGUAAGAAGUUCACGGAGUGUGAGGCCAGAUACUCACCCAUUGAAAAAUUGUGUUGCGCUUUAGUGUGGGCUACCAGAAGACUUAGACAAUAUAUGUUGUAUCAUACUACCUGGCUCAUAUCUAAGCUGGACCCUUUAAAGUAUCUAAUGGGGGUCCCUGCAUUAUCAGGAAGGUUAGCCCGUUGGCAAAUCCUGUUGUCCGAAUUUGAUAUCCAGUAUGUAAGCCAGAAGGCAGUUAAAGGGAGCGCCAUAGCAGAAUUCAUUGCGAGUAGGGCUUCAAAAGAAUAUGAACAGUUGAACUUCGAUUUUCCAGAUGAGGAUUUAAUGGCUAUCGCGGAGGAAGAAACAGUCGCGCUCACCGGUAAAUACUGGAAGAUGAACUUUGAUGGUGCUUCAAACGCCUUGGGGCAUGGGAUUGGGGCAAUCUUGGUCUCACCAAGUGAAGAGCAUUAUCCUUUUACCAGUCGGCUCAAUUUUGAUUGUACAAACAAUAUGGCUGAAUAUGAGGCUUGUGUUAUGGGUCUUAGAGCAGCUAUUGAACUCAAAGCAAAAAUGCUGAGGGUAUAUGGGGAUUCAGCUUUGGUAAUUUACCAGCUCAGAGGUGAAUGGGAAACCAAAGAUCCCAAACUUGUGGAAUAUCGUAAAUUAGUUCUGGGACUUAUUGAAGAAUUUGAAGAAGUGACUUUCAAUUACCUCCCCAGAGGAAAUCAAAUGGCGGACGCCUUGGCUACUUUGGCGGCGGCCUUUAAGAUGAACGAGCAUUCAAAUAUGAUGCCUAUUGAGAUGAAGGCUUAUGAGUAUCCAGCCCACUGCUUUAACAUUGAAGAAGAAGAUGAUGAAGGACCUUGGUACUAUGAUAUCCUCCAGUAUAUAAGAUAUCAAAGUUACCCCGAACAGGCAACUGAGAAUGACAAAAGGACCAUUAGAAGAAUGGCAGCAGGGUAUGUGCUUAAUGGUGAGAUCUUAUAUAAGAAAAGCAUGGAUCAGGUCUUAUUAAGGUGUGUGGACACUAAAGAAGCGAAAAUGAUCCUUGAAGAAGUACAUGAAGGAAUAUGUGGCACCCAUGCUAAUGGGCAUGUAAUGGCCAGACAGAUUAUGAGAUUUGGGUAUUAUUGGUCAACUAUGGAAACUGAUUGCAUCAAUUAUGCCCGAAAGUGUCACAAGUGUCAGAUUUAUGGGGAUAGAAUACACACCCCUCCUCAUCCGUUGCAUGUGAUGACAGCUCCAUGGCCGUUUUCUAUGUGGGGCAUGGAUGUUAUUGGGCAAAUUUUUCCAAAAGCGUCAAAUGGUCAUCGCUUCAUUCUGGUAGCAAUAGAUUACUUCACCAAGUGGGUAGAAGCAGCUUCCUAUGCAAGUGUUACCCAGUCAACGAUAUGUAGGUUCUUGAAGAAAGAAAUCAUCUGCAGAUAUGGCUUACCAGAGAGAAUUAUCUCUGACAAUGCAUUGAACUUAAACAACAAGAUGAUGAAAUCUGUAUGUGAGCAAUUCAAAAUAAAGCAUCAUAAUUCCACGGUUUAUCGCCCAAAGAUGAAUGGGGCAGUGGAGGCGGCUAAUAAGAAUAUUAAGAGGCUUAUAGAGAAGAUGACUGAAACUUAUAAAGAUUGGCAUGAGAAGUUGCCAUUUGCUCUGUUUGCCUAUCGGACUUCUGUACGGACGUCUACUGGGGCAACUCCGUUUUCUCUAGUUUAUGGGAUGGAAGCUGUCCUCCCUAUUGAAGUGGAAAUUCCCUCGCUCCGGGUUUUAUCAGAGGUGAAGCUAAAUGAGGCAGAAUGGGUACAGGCCAGAUAUGACCAAUUGAAUCUGAUUGAAGAAAAGAGAUUGAAGGCUAUUUGUCACGGUCAGAUAUACCAGAAGCGGAUGAUACGAGCACAUGAUAAGAAAGUUCGCCCUCGAGAAAUCCACGAAGGAGAUUUGGUGCUCAGGAGGAUAUUGCCCAUUCAAAAAGAUUUCCGAGGGAAAUGGAUGCCCAAGUGGGAAGGACCCUAUGUUGUCAAGAAAGCUUUCUCUGGGGGAGCUCUGGUCUUAACUGAGAUGGAUGGGUCUGAAUUACCUCAUCCAAUGAAUUCUGACGCAGUUAAGAAGUAUUUUGCUUGA